Messenger RNA from Lepisosteus oculatus (spotted gar), 1874 nucleotides. The record is from RefSeq and is a predicted model, not a curated record. Lineage: Eukaryota; Metazoa; Chordata; Actinopteri; Semionotiformes; Lepisosteidae.
CCCCCGGGCUCGAGGGAACCCGGCCCGUGUGGAAUUUAAAACGCGUUCCCGGCGAACGUGCGCCAACGGUCCGGGAGGAAUCCCCAACGGUUCCGAAAAGCGAUCCCCCGCCUGAACAACCAUAAAACAAAUAAACAUGAGAAAAACCGUUCACCCAGCUGCCGAUUACGGCGACCUGCAGGAGGCGCCCCUCUCCGUCCCGGUCAAUCCCAACAACUUCCCCGCCAAACUCUGGCGCAUCGUGAACAGCCCCCGGAGCCGCUCCAUCCGCUGGGACCCCCGGGGCGAGGGCGUCGUCAUCGACCAGCAGCUGUUCGAGGCCGAGAUGCUGUCGCCCCUGCGGCUCGGCGGGGAGGCCACCGUGUUCAAGACCACCAACUUCACCAGCUUCAUCCGCCAGCUCAACCUCUACGGGUUCAAGAAGGCGGUCCUGUCCCCCGGCAGCUUUCGGGACCUGGCCUCGGGCGACCUCGUCGUGGCGGGGGGGGCCUUGCACCAUUUCCACAACCCCCAUUUUCAGAGGGAUCGCCCGGAGCUGCUGGUUAACUUGAAGAGGCUGACCAGCGCCAACAAGGCCAAGCUAGAAGCCGGGCUGGAAAUCACCAGCCGACCUCCUAAUCGCUUCCGAAGGCUCUGUACUAAACCGUGCGACCCCAUAAAUAAAGUAGAUAUACAGACAGACGGCUUGGCGACUGUUGCCCAGGUGCAUCACGGGCUCCACAGAGAUAACUCCUCCCCCUACCAUUGUCACCCAAGGGGUUAUGAGAGGACCCCCCACCCAAAGCGAGGCUGGCCCAGCUCCUUUGGGCUCCUCAUGGGGCAGGGCGAUGCCCCCUCAUUCCCGUUCUCGGACAAGGGGAUCUCCAUCUCGGUCAUGCCACGCUUCCACGGCGAGCUGGCUCACCCUGUGCAGUCCAGCCCCACCACUGUGCACGUCCAGCAGGGCCUGGGAGGCCCGGGACAGAAAUACAGCGAUUACAUCCCUCCGCGCAUGCAGUACCGUGCUGGCUUUUACCCUCCAAUCUAUCAGUACUGUACUCCUGGCUCCAUGGAUCCUUCUCUGACAGGACAUCCCCUACACACCCCACCUUCAUUCUCCAAUUACAACUACUAUCAGCCACCCUAUCCAGUUGAAUUCCUGCACCCUGGCAAUCCACAGUGGCCAAGCAGCUCCACAAAAGAAACAAAGAAACCCGACGUUAACCUAGACACAGUCUUUCAGAUGGUGAAUGAGCUUCAAGACUCCCCCAAGCUCCGUAUCGUCAAAGUGGAGACCCCAGAGAAAAACUCACAGGUGGUGCCACCCUCAGCAGAGAAGCAGCCUCCCAGUUCCAGUUUCUCUGGCUCAGCCCAGCUGAGCUCUCUUACCCCUGUCGACUCCAACAUGUUCCCUUUACAUAUGGAGAGCAACCAGAGGCCCCCUAGUGGCCAAAACCCUGAUUGCAGUUUAACCUAUUCUAUGCAACCUAUUGAUGUGUCAAAAAUAGGCUUGCCAGACACUUUUCUGGAUAAUAGCUCACAGAACAGUCAGGGCCAUGUUCUUCCUUCUCCUCAGUUAUCUGGAGUGACACGGAUGGAUUCCUCAAGGAAGGUUCUGAACAAUGUAGAAAAUCUUUCUGGUUACCAUGAAAAAGAAUCAGAGAUCUUGUCAGACUCCAAACCCUGGGUAGACACCAACACAGAGAAGACCUCUGCUCCUGCCACUACCCAGACUGGGAUGAUUAAAAGGAAUAGGUCUCCUGAUAUUAAUCAUCUUGUGGAUGCAGCCUGCAAGUAGAAGCCUUGUCCAGAAUCAGAUGACCUUCCUUUGGAGCAGAGGGUAUAAGGCAUGGAGUUCUAAUUACCCCAUUAUCCUGCUUCCUGCCAUUUUCACU